Scaptodrosophila lebanonensis is the source of this 1006-nucleotide messenger RNA. Its product is annotated as beta-1,4-glucuronyltransferase 1. The transcript is spliced from 4 exons. Lineage: Eukaryota; Metazoa; Arthropoda; Insecta; Diptera; Drosophilidae. Gene Ontology annotation, molecular function: glucuronosyltransferase activity. The record is from RefSeq and is a predicted model, not a curated record. Bases 82 to 903 code for a protein of 273 amino acids.
CUUAUCACAAGUUGCCACGAACUGGAACGGACCUAUCUCGGUGGCGCUGUUUAGCGCUGAGCAAAUGCGAGUUUUCAUAUUAUGAUUCCACGAAAUUACGAAGACCUACCAAGGGUAUCGUCGUUUUCGUUUAUUGUAAAUGGCCAUUUCGAUUGUCUAUAUCCUGAAAAGACACUCAGGUCGCUCCUGAAAAUUAGGACAACGAAAACUUUGCAAUGGCGAUUAAAAAAUCCGUACCCCCAAAACCACAUGCGAAAUGUAGCGCGCAAGGGCUGUCAAUCAAAAUAUGUUUUUCUGACCGAUAUUGAUAUAAUACCCAGCAGAAAUAUAGUGCCACAACUUAAUUAUUUUUUAAGUAAUGUGCGUUGUACGGGUAGUUGUGCAUACGUAAUACCUACAUUUGAAAUAGAUGUGCGAGCACAGUUUCCAAGUUCCAAGGAAUACCUGAUCCGAUUAUACAAGAAAGGGCUCGCAAGACCCUUUCAUGAAAAGGUCUUUAUUUACAAUCAGUAUGCGACAAACUUUUCCAAGUGGCUAUCGAAUGCAAAUCCUAACGAGACGACUGUCAGCAUAAGCCACACUGUAACAAAUUUUGAAUUUUUGUAUGAGCCAUUUUAUAUAGCGCUAGAUAACGUGCCGGCCCAUGAUGAACGAUUUACGGGCUAUGGAUUUACUAGAAACUCACAGGUAUACGAAAUGUACGUGGCUGGAUAUCAGUUUUUCGUUUUAUCGCCCGUUUUUACUUGCCACUGGGGUCUUCAAAGGAAGCAAGCCAGACCUUCUUGGCGUGAGCAACAAAACAACGCUAAUCGAAAGAAAUUUGAUGUGUUUAAGAGUGAAAUAUUUGCUCGCUAUAAGAAUGAUCCAUUAUUAAUGUUGAAAUCUAAAAAAAAUAAAUCCUAAUAACUUGCACUGCAAAUUGAAUUAGUGUUGAGAUGUACAUCUGUAAAUAAUAAAUAAAUAAACUAAUUUAAAUACAAAACGAUGCAAACCAUCGUCGAACUUA